Molecule: messenger RNA, 486 nt
Organism: Dichotomopilus funicola
Lineage: Eukaryota; Fungi; Ascomycota; Sordariomycetes; Sordariales; Chaetomiaceae
Product: tRNA-splicing endonuclease subunit Sen15
Exons: 1
Coding region: 1-486 (161 amino acids)
Biological process (GO): tRNA splicing, via endonucleolytic cleavage and ligation; tRNA-type intron splice site recognition and cleavage
Cellular component (GO): tRNA-intron endonuclease complex
Molecular function (GO): nucleic acid binding; tRNA-intron lyase activity
Source: RefSeq, a predicted model, not a curated record
AUGGCGGCCCCCGACCACCUCGGCGCGCUCAUCAAUGUCGUCCUCAAAAACCUAAAAUUCCAGCACGACUGGGCCGACGUACAGGAAUGCAUCCGGCCCAAUCUCUCCCGAUCGCUUCUCUACGGCCUGCCCCCGAAGCGCCUUUACGUGCAUCCAGACGAGCAGAUCGACAUCAUCAAGGCUGAAAAAGAGCGCGGGGAACCCAUCCCACAAGAACCCGAAGUGGAGUGGGUGCUCCCGCUACACCUCUCCGAGAAAUGGUCCCCAGCGCAAUUUGCAGCUGUCUUCGACGCCAUCGAUGCCAUUCCGCCCGGUGGAACGGAUCGGGAGCACGCGGUGGACGCGGAGGGCGGCGUGGAGGAGCAUUGGAGGCUUUGGAGGGGCCCGAAACGCGGGAAGCGGAUCUUGUUGGCUACGGUGCAGGACGACUCGACGGUCACGUACUACUGGAUUUUUGAUGGGUUGGUGAAGCCGAGGCAGAACUGA